AUGGGUAAUGGUGUGAACAUUGCUGGAGUUGGAGGAGCAGUCGUAUCUUCUCCUUCUGGCAUCAGUCCACCAAUGGGUACUGAAAAAUUUAAAAGAGUUACAAAAUCUAUGUUGGAGACUAUAUUAGACAGUGACAAAUGUUAUGGAGUAAAAUGGGGAAAACAAUAUUUGUUUACCUUUGGUGGACCGGGAGGAGAUUCUUGUUAA
Messenger RNA from Arabis nemorensis, 207 nucleotides. The record is from the annotation of a GenBank genome assembly. NCBI's taxonomy places the organism in Eukaryota, Viridiplantae, Streptophyta, Magnoliopsida, Brassicales, Brassicaceae.